AUGGAAACAGCAAUUACGCAUUAUAAUCGAGCAGAAUACAUUGAGACUGACACUGGCAAUAAAGUAAGCCGAAAAUCAGUCAUUUGUGGAAGUCAAAAUAUCAUCCUAGGUGGCAAGACGAUCAUCCAGACUGAUUGUGUCAUUCGUGGUGAUCUACGAAGAACAGGAGGUGGACAUGCAGUUGUGAUAGCUAUUGGUCGCUAUUGUCUACUUGCACAGGGUUCUAUUAUCCGUCCUCCUUAUAAGACAUAUAAAGGUGUUUUUAGUUAUUAUCCUAUGAAAAUCGGAGACCAUGUCACUAUUGGCGAGGGGAGCAUUAUUGAAGCUGCUACAAUAGGAUCCUAUGUGACUAUAGGAAAGAACUGUAUCAUUGGUCGAUUUGCUAUGAUUAAGGACUGUUGUUGUAUUACUGAUAACACAGUAAUACCACCUAACACAGUUGUCCCUUCAUUCUCAGUCUAUUCAGGCUCACCAGGUAGCUACCAGGAUGAAUUACCUGAAUGUACACAGGAGUUAUAUGAAAACAAGACAAAGGAUUAUUACUCAAAAUUCACUGCAAAAGAUUAG
Phycomyces blakesleeanus NRRL 1555(-) is the source of this 567-nucleotide messenger RNA. RefSeq lists its product as hypothetical. Lineage: Eukaryota; Fungi; Mucoromycota; Mucoromycetes; Mucorales; Phycomycetaceae. The record is from RefSeq and is a predicted model, not a curated record. The transcript is spliced from 6 exons. The coding region runs from base 1 to 567 and encodes 188 amino acids.